ACCCCACACACCCCACAACACCACACACCACCUACUCAGCUUCUUCUACCACUCCAUCAGCAUCGAUACCCUCGCUUACAGUAACAGGAACAGCAUCUACUACAUCGAGCAAUGGCUGGAAUGAGGUUCAACUCCACCCCUGCCGUCAUCGCCGCCGCAUGCCUUCUGGCGUCCUACCAGACCGGCGUCCAAUCUCGCCACCUUCGUGCCCUUGGUGCCGAUUCCGACCGGAAUUACACCCAUCUGGGAUGCUUCGUGGACAAGAAGAGCGACCGCGUGAUGGGGCACAAGAUUACCGAUGAGGAAGUCGACACGGAGUUCUGCUACGACUACUGCUUGGAAGAGCACGCGCCCUUGAUGGCUACCCAGUGGGGGAUCGAGUGCUGGUGCGCCACGGAGGUUGACGUGGAAUACGAACGACACGGAGAGGCAGAGGAAUUGUGCGACUACAAAUGCGGGGGAGACAAGACCGAAAAUUGCGGCGGCUACAACGCCUUCGACUUGUACGUGAUCGAGUCGUUGACCACCAUUGAACGGCCGGACGGCGCCAUGAACGACGACAUCGUGAAGAUCAUCGACGUCCCUGGUGACAACCCCGGAGGUGCCGGCUGGGCCGACAGCUACUCGGUCGGAAGCAAGUGCUACAUGUCGACCACGUUCGACCACGGCAUCGGAGAGGAACUCGUUGACACCCCGAUCGGCGAGAUGAAGAUUAGGGACCUGUAUGACAUGCUCGAUAAGGGGCCUGGAUCUGCCGGCCACCCUCUCUACAACGACAUCCAGUGCGGAAACGGCCCCGCGAAUGACGCUGCUGACGAGACCAACUGCCCCGGGUUGGUGAUGGAAGGCCCAGAAGGCUGCGGCCAAAUCGGUCCCAUGUGGGAUUUGUCGGAGCUCGAGGCGUAAACCACCCACCCGCAUGUUGGUAGCGUAUGCGGUUCGGCUGAUGGGUUUCUGCACGUGUAUUUCGGCACAAGGGCGGGGCUAGUCGCAUAUAGCCAGACGUUCAUGUGUUCCUGGCGCCAGGUCUGGUGCCCGGUAGAUGGUUUCUCAGCAUUGUUCAUGGGGUUUGUGCUGUUUUUUGACAAGUGAAGUCAAGUGGUGGAACAAAUGUUCCUCUGGUGUUGUGUGGACGGGUACGGCGGGGGGAAUCCAUGUAUUUGACCUCAAGUGGAGAACAAAUGUUCCUCUGGUGCUUUGUGGACGGGUACGGGGGGGGGCAUCCAUGUAUUUGACCUCGGGUUGUGGGGCAGAACUUUAUCGGUUGCCGUUCCAUGGGAACUCUUGAAAACAGUGGUGCUGCACUUUCGCCUAACUUGGAUGAUUUCGAGUUCAGGCAUUUUUAUCCCUCUGCUCGUCAUCCUUCCACAAAGACUCUGUAGGGCAAGUGGUAGCCCUUGACGUUUCAUGGGGCAAUUCGUCCGAACGGCCUACCGUCACGCGUGUAGCAACCGUCGUUUGCGGACACGACACUUAACAAGGUUGCGAGAAAAAUGGGAACUAAUUUUGAAAUGGGAAUGAACACCACCCCCGUCUUGUGUUCACCCUUUGGAUUUAGUUAUGAUCGAAAGCGCUAUCGAAUCUUCUCCGCGGGCAGAAACAGUUCAUACAGGCGUUGGUGUCCACGCCUGUUGUUGCCAUGGCGAAAAACAUCACGGGAGACAGACGGAACGUGUUUUCAGGAGGAAAGUAGAAGAAAGUAUAGCUUCGGUGAUUAUCCGGGAGAGGGUGUGAUAUGAAACGUUGCGAGAUUCAAUGCCAUAUCAUAACUUUGAGAUGUUUUCGGAGCAUUUUCGGCGGUAGAGAUGCAGGGUGCAUAAAACAUUCAUAGUAAAGACAUGGUGGUGGAGAGGAAAGGCUCCUCUUCCCCACGUAGGUUAAGUACGCGAGUUUGUGACCGAAGUGCUAUCCGUGUGUGUGUUAGACCACGCAUUCGGCGACCUAAGGUAAACGAACCCGCUUGAGUCUCGCCGCCUCCCGAUGCCGCCCCACAGUGUUGAUUUAUCGUACAAAGACUAAAUGAAGCACGGACAGCGAAAAUGCACAUACACACACCAGGCACGCGCGAUCGAGGCAAAUCACCUUGCCUCCUCCCACAGGCAAAAUGUCCGAGUACUAUGAAAAACUCCGGUUAGAAAGCCCUGGAGGUCACGCUAAAAAGGUAAACGACUGUCGGAUCCACAAGCAAGCAAGGUACAUCCACCAGUAACGAGUCGUCUAACGAAUCAACUACUCCGUCCUCUCUUGCCCCCUACGCGGUCUAAAAUGUGCAGCCGUCAACAGCACGCCUGGCGCUGGAGGAGGUCGAAGUGCUGGCGUAGCACUGCUGCGAGGGUUAGGGAUCGGGGUGGUGGCCCUCUCGGGCGGUGGGGCAGUGGGAGGCUGAAC
Molecule: messenger RNA, 2388 nt
Organism: Ectocarpus sp. CCAP 1310/34
Lineage: Eukaryota; Phaeophyceae; Ectocarpales; Ectocarpaceae
Source: the annotation of a GenBank genome assembly